AUGCAUGUUUCCGAUCCAGGAGAUCCCGCACCUGCAUUUGAGAGCGAGCCCGCUUACUUGGGCCUGACUCCAAUCCAUCCGGCUCCGGCUCCAGCUCCAGCUCAGUUUGACCUUGAGUACUUUGAUUCUCCAUCCGUGGAGCCUAGUCAUGUUGCUUACAGCCCCUGCGGACCGCCGCCAAUUUACCCUGUUUUGCUUAGCCCUACUCCGCUGGGUCAUCCCUCAUGUGGCCCGCCAAUGAUGGGUGCUUUGCUUCCUUACUCUCAAUUCUUUGCCCCGCCUCCUUUGAACUUUGCUUAUACCAACCCGAAUCCUUUCAUGGAAGCCUCCUUCCCCAGCGAACCUGUUGAGAUUCCAGAGGAAAAUUCCGGCGAUGGCCUUGUUGCUUAUCGUAAAUUCAUGAACUGGAUUCACACGGUGUACUAUUCCUCAAAGUCACCCGACGCAUUUGUGCAAGCCUGGCAACGAGCUCUCAAAGAAAUGAAGCAGGCCUCUGGGCCCCCACAUCUCCCCACAGUCUUUAUUCUCAAUCAGUUCCUUGCUGCGGUCAGUGUGAACCCUAACACUGUUCCAUGGGUUGAGUCACUCCAGUUUGACAAAGGUUCUCUCCCGGCAUCCAUCCUAGAUGAAGCCUACGCCGAUUUUCUGGAGUUUGAGGCAUGUCGACUAGGAGGCCAACUGCUAGUCCCCGGCAACAUAGAUACUGCCGACUCUGACGUGGAUCAAAUUUACGGUUUCCCCAAGCAGUACUGUCCCUACCACCAGCGUCUCACGAAGCACCCUGUUGACGAGUGUUUUCGAAACCCACGCAACACGAAGCGUAAAAGGAAGUGGAGGCGUAGGAUGGUGCAAAUGGCAGCAGCUCUUGAGGCCGAGAAAGGGCGCCGGCUGUGA
Messenger RNA from Penicillium expansum, 894 nucleotides. RefSeq lists its product as uncharacterized. Lineage: Eukaryota; Fungi; Ascomycota; Eurotiomycetes; Eurotiales; Aspergillaceae. The transcript has a single exon. The record is from RefSeq and is a predicted model, not a curated record. The coding region runs from base 1 to 894 and encodes 297 amino acids.